This is a messenger RNA of Megalops cyprinoides (Indo-Pacific tarpon), 1764 nucleotides long. RefSeq names its product ribonuclease H1 (gene rnaseh1). Bases 291 to 1166 code for a protein of 291 amino acids. Gene Ontology annotation, molecular function: magnesium ion binding; RNA-DNA hybrid ribonuclease activity; nucleic acid binding. The transcript has 8 exons. NCBI's taxonomy places the organism in Eukaryota, Metazoa, Chordata, Actinopteri, Elopiformes, Megalopidae. The record is from RefSeq and is a predicted model, not a curated record. Gene Ontology annotation, biological process: DNA replication, removal of RNA primer.
UCGCCGAUAGAACAGGCCACUUCCACUGUCUGGUUAACUUAGCGACACUAAAGUAUGUGCUAAGAGAGAAUGUAUGGUAGAUUUUGAUGAAAACAACCCACUUGACUAAAGCAGAUAGUAAGCCAAUUAUUGGUGUUUUGUUGUUGUUGCCAAAACUGCAAUGCUGUGAGUGAUCUAGCCAGCUGUGUGCAAUUGUAACGCGAUCGAGUUGGCUAAACAUGCCGUAUUAUACUGCGCAUACAAUGCGCAUCAAUAGCUAGCGGGUUACACGUUGCUUUUGUCAAAGGGUGAUGUUAAAACUGACUGCCCUUUAUAGCAUCGCACGCAGGGCAGUCUGCAUAGGCGCCGGAGAGAUGGUCAAGGGGAAAUACUUCUACGCCGUGAAGAAAGGACACAGACCCGGCGUUUACAGCACCUGGGAAGAAUGUAAAAGCCAAGUAGACAAGUUCCCUUCUGCCAGCUUCAAGAAGUUCGCUUCAGAGGAGGACGCCUGGGCUUUCGUUAGGGGCCAGGCGGCGGGGAUAUCUCCGGCGUCAGAUGCAGGAAAUGGCAGUUGCGAGGUAGAGCUCCCGAGACUCGCACCGGAGCCCAUCUCUUUAAUACCGCUCGGAAUCAAACGGCCCUGCGGGGAUACGGAUGCAGGAGAGGAGCCCAAGAGAUUCAAACGCGCGGCGGAAACAUCGGCCGCCGGCAGCGACGGCUUCACCCACAUGGGGGAUGCGGUGGUGGUGUACACCGACGGCUGCUGCUCUCGUAACGGGAACACUGGUGCCCGCGCUGGCAUCGGGGUUUACUGGGGACCAGAGCACCCGAUGAAUGUUUCCGAGAGGCUACAAGGGAGACAAACUAACCAAAGAGCGGAAUUACAGGCUGCAUGUAAAGCUCUGGAACAGGCCAAAGAAGCGAACAUUAAGAAGCUUGUGCUCUACACAGACAGCAAGUUCACCAUCAAUGGUAUCACAAGUUGGGUGAAGACGUGGAAGGUUAAUGGAUGGAAGCUGAAGGCUGGUGGGAGGGUCAUCAACAGAGAGGAUUUUGAGCAGCUUGAUAAGUUAAAUCAGGAGCUGGAGGUAAAAUGGAUGCACAUCCCGGGCCACGCUGGGUACAGGGGGAACGAGGAGGCUGACCGUCUGUCACGAGAGGGAGCGUCGAAGCCGUUAAACUGACCUGGCAGAAUUGGGGCGCCUGCACCCCCACACUGAUGCAACAAGCAAAAAAACUCAACUCCUUAUCCAUCAGGAGGCGAAAGAAGCGAGAAAACAGCUUCUAAAGUGAAAACAGGCAAUCAUUUAUGAGCAUAGGACAUCUGAACAAAGCACUGCCCACAGAUUCUACAUAUAAUGUAGUGCCCCUGAAGCAGAGGUAAACUGUAGAGGUGGGAAUGACAUUUUAGUCAUUCAUAGUGCAAGCAGUGUGCUGAAAUCACGUCCAUUGUCUUUUAAUUGAUUUAAACGCUAUAAAGUGAAGGAAGCUCUUUACUGUUCAGAGGCACAAAACCAUGCUGCUUUAAUGUUAUGGGCUGGGUAUGCUUUUUCUUCCGCUUAUAGCCCAGAAGUGGAAUAUUUUACUUUGGUCUAAUCCUGUUGUAGUCUGACGGUCACACCACACAGAGUAAUGGUAGCCUGUGACUGUGCGCUCUUCUCUGUUUAAGCACUAUAAGGGUUUGAGUUCAGUCUGUGUGUUUUACUCUCUAAACAAAUGUCACCGGCUUUAGUCUUUGGGAUUUGCUACACCUACGUAUUUUAAUGGAGUGCUGGCAAUUCA